UGGGAGUGUGGGCGCCACGGAGGCGGACGCCAACAUUCUCCAUUCUCCUCUCCCCCCUCGUGCCCCGGGCUCACGCUCUGCCUCAGCCUCUGUAACUCCGAUACGCCUUUGUGAUGUACGCACGAGGGCAGCUUUGCGUCUCAGAAGGUUUGGACAACGAGAUGAAAUACAUUUGAUGCUCGCAUAAAAAUACAUUUGAUGCUCGCAUAAAUGGAUAAUAGAGUUUUAAGUGGCCUUGUUUUCUUCACCCUUCUCAUCCUGCUUGCAUGUUGUCAUGGGGAGAUGAAAGCAGGCAAGGAGAUAAAGUUCAUCAAUGCUCAUGACAAUACUGAUGACUCUCAGGAUGAGGAGGAGGAUAAAGAAUAUUCAGAAUAUUCAUCUUUAGGAGCUAUGGACAUUCUCUCUCAUAGCUUUGUGGAUGCUCUUCCACGUUAUAUCUGCCAUUCCUGCAGCCAUCCUUGUAAUGGUGUCACAGAAUGCACUGGUGCAUUACAGUGUUACACAGCUCGUGUAGUAAAUCAGGAUCGAGAGGAACAGCUUUCUAAAGGAUGUGCUCGCCGUGCAGAAGACAUAAGUUUCUAUUGCAAGACAAAGUCUUUCCAUCAUCAGGAGCUCAGUUCUCAAUAUGCAAUGGAAUGUUGCACUGGUGACCUUUGUAAUAAUGGUUCCUUCCCAAUUUUACCCCCAAGAGUCUCCUAUGAGGAGCUCACAUCAAGAUCAGAAGAGUCCACAACCAGUUACAUCAAACUAUUACUCCUUGCUAUAUUGGUCCCAGUAUCUGCACUAAUUGCAUUGGUGGCACUCACAUUGUGGAUUCUUCGCCAUUUCCAUGAGAAGCGGUUUGCAAAUGACCUUGCAAGCAAUGUGGAUGCAGAGGAUUUGGAGGCUCUCUAUGGAGCUGAAUUGAAGGCAACUGCAGCUGGAGAAAGUACCCUAAGGGAAUUUUUAGAUGCAUCAUUGACAUCAGGAUCUGGUUCUGGGCUGCCUCUACUGGUGCAGAGGACUCUUGCCAAGCAGAUAACUUUGAAAGAAUGCAUUGAAAUGCCUUUUUUUUUGCAGGGGAAACCUGCCAUAGCUCACAGAGAUAUAAAAAGCAAGAACAUUCUGGUGAAACUGGAUGGCACUUGCUGCAUAGCUGAUUUUGGUCUUGCUGUGACUCAUCAACAAAAAACUGGAGAGCUAAAUCUUUGUGACAAUCCUCGUGUUGGGACGAGACGAUACAUGGCACCAGAGGUUCUUGAUCUAACGAUGAGUACAGACUGCUUCGAUUCCUUCUGCAAAGUGGACAUGUAUGCAGUUGGACUUGUUUUGUGGGAAGUUGCUCGAAGGUGUCAUGAUUCAAAUGGGAUCUGUGAAGAUUAUAAACCCCCUUUCUAUGACAUGGUUCCAUCAGAUCCCAGUUUUGAAGAUAUGAGAAAGGUGGUUUGUGUUGAUCAGGCAAGACCUGUGAUCUCUGAGAGAUGGGAUUCUAGUGAGGUUCUCAGUGCAAUGAAAAAAAUUAUUGAAGAAUGUUGGCAUCAUAAGCCUUCUGUGCGACCAUCUUCACUGCGAGUGAAGAAAUCCUUGCAGAAACUGUAUCAGCUCUCCCCAACAUUUCUCACCAGUCGGCCUGAUUCUAUGCCUUUUUGAUCCUCCUCAUUCCAAUUAUCUCAUUUUCUGUUCUCUUUUCUAGUUUCUUUUGGUUACCAUUUUCAAUUAUUUUUUUUGCUCAUCACAACUGUAUAGGAUGGCUAUAAAAAGGUUCAAACAUGAAACUCAUCAACUUUUUUUUGGAAUUGGUAAUGAAAAGGUGAAAUAAAGUUUGUUCUAAGAAGAA
Messenger RNA from Darwinula stevensoni, 1816 nucleotides. Lineage: Eukaryota; Metazoa; Arthropoda; Ostracoda; Podocopida; Darwinulidae. The record is from the annotation of a GenBank genome assembly.